AUGGUAAAUGCAAGUGAAUGGUUAAAUCAAAAAAUUCCAAAGGACCAAAGAGCACAAGCAACUCAACUUCGUAUCUACAGACAAUGCCAAAGCGGUCAUACUAAAUAUUACAAUGGUUGUAAUUAUUGCAAUAAUAGAAACCAAAAUCCUCAUUCAGGCCCCCCAAGCUAUCAAUUCUACAAUACUAUUUUGGAAGGAGAUUUAGAUCUUGGUGACUUUGUUAAUUUGCAGCAACUAUAUAUCUACGGUGUUGGACAAGGUCGGAACCAGCAACAAAUUUUAAACUUAAAUAUCGAUAAAUGUAAUAGUUUAACUCGACUAGAAAUUCAUAAUACUCAGUCAGUUAAUAUUAUUCGAAAUACUCAAGGCCUUAGUGAUUUAAAAUUAGCGAUUGAAGAGACGAAUUUAGAGUAUCAAAUAGCUGUUACUAAAAGUAAAUUGAAUGAAGAUCAUCAAUUGUGGUUGGAUCUUUUAUUAGAUACUCAACAAGAAGCUUUACAAAAUGACAGCACAUUUUCCCGAAAACAACUAGAGAAAGUUAAAAAUAAAUUGUCUAAUGUGCUUACUACUGAGGAAAUUCAAGGGUUAUUACGUAAAAAGUUGGAAAUUAAUGAAUUGGAAUAG
Molecule: messenger RNA, 624 nt
Organism: Dentiscutata heterogama
Lineage: Eukaryota; Fungi; Glomeromycota; Glomeromycetes; Diversisporales; Gigasporaceae
Source: the annotation of a GenBank genome assembly